Labeo rohita (rohu) is the source of this 1828-nucleotide messenger RNA. RefSeq names its product ras-related protein Rab-35. Gene Ontology annotation, biological process: endocytic recycling. The transcript has 7 exons. The record is from RefSeq and is a predicted model, not a curated record. Lineage: Eukaryota; Metazoa; Chordata; Actinopteri; Cypriniformes; Cyprinidae. Gene Ontology annotation, molecular function: GTPase activity; GTP binding. Bases 977 to 1606 code for a protein of 209 amino acids. Gene Ontology annotation, cellular component: endosome membrane; plasma membrane.
AGGAGGAGACUGAGAAAUUCAGGCACAUGAUGAGGAUGAGAGUGACUCAACAUUCAGGUGCGGCGGCCUCAGAUGGGCGGAUCUGAUCUUUGCGGCCGCUGGGACACUGUCCGAACUUCCCCUAACACUGGAUUCACGGAUCCCGGUACUGACUGCAGGACUAACCCGACAAGGACCGACCAGCCAAGCAGGAACUCAUGCCAAGUCUUCCGUAAUUUUCCCCAGCGUGCUCGGAAUAUGCGGUUUAAAGUGUUUUCGGAUUAAGUUUUGAAGAGGACCGGGGAGUUUUCUCACUUCCGGCUUGAACCUGCAUUCCUACGGUGUUUUGGAGUAGCAGUGAUCUUUCAAAGUGUGGGAAGCUACCAGUCCCUGCAUGCAUCUCUUAAACAGUCGAAAUGGGAUUGUUGUGACUGAGAUGCCAUCUGUAUAUCUCGGUAAUCAAGAUUUGGAGACGAAACAGCUUGGAUCUCAAACAAACUGCCCUGUUUUCCGGAUGAUUUGGUUCCUGAUGUGCCCAUAACUGUGCAUUAUGAGCGCCGUCAGCGAUUAAAGAACCACUCACUUUGUAAUCUGAGUCAUUUGAUACUUAACCACAACAAUGUGGUAAUGUGUUUGCACUUGGGGGCGAGGCGACAAAGAGGAAAUUUCACGUAGAUUUUAACUGUAGAUCCCCAACGUAAUGGAAAUAUAACUGGAAAUUUAAAAAGUGUUUUAAGAUGAACUGAAAAUAUUGCACUGAGAGUGCAAACGUGUUACAGAAUCGCUGAUUCAUGAAUCGGAAAGCACUAAAAUCAUACCGCUGCGUCCUUUCGCACUUGAAUUUUGAGGAAAACUGGAAGAUGUUCACAUGAUGCUCACAGUAUUGCACCUAAAACCCUCUGCAUUAAACAACCUGGUACUUUAAGACACAGGAAAAGUGAAAGAGGAGUGUAAAGCUGGUGAACUUGUUUCAUGAGGACACAUUUUGAACAGAAGAAUGGCGGGAAAAGACUACCAUCAUCUCUUCAAGUUGCUCAUCAUUGGUGACUCCAAUGUGGGAAAAAGUAGUUUGCUCCUACGAUUCGCAGACAACUCAUUCUCUGGGAGUUAUAUAACUACUAUUGGAGUUGACUUCAAGAUCCGCACAGUAGAAAUUGAUGGAGAAAGAGUUAAACUCCAGAUCUGGGACACUGCGGGGCAGGAGAGGUUCAGAACAAUCACCUCGACGUAUUACAGAAACACUCAUGGUGUCAUCAUUGUUUACGAUGUCACAAACAUUGAAUCCUUUGGCAAUGUGAAAAGAUGGUUAAACGAGAUAGCACAGAACUGUGACAACGUCUGCAAAAUUUUAGUUGGAAACAAGAAUGAUGAUCCUUCUAAAAAGCAGGUGGACACUCAAGAGGCUCAGCGCUUUGGAGAGUUAUAUGGUGUGAGGUUGUUUGAGACAAGUGCUAAAGAGAAUAUCAAUGUAGAAGAGAUGUUCAUGGCUUUCACCCACAUGGUCCUUCGGGCCAAGAAACAGAGCCAGAGUCGAGCAGAGAGAGAGAGGGAGAGAGAAAAGGACACAGUCCAUAUCAAUUCCCACAGGGACAGAGAAAGGAGGAAGAAAGGAAAGAAAUGCUGUUAGAGCAGAGGUGUUAGAAAGGACGGAACAAGGGACAAAACGAACACCUUUGCAACUUUGUUCCUUUGGGUCGAGUUUUCAGCUCGGAAAUGUGACUUUUUUUGUUAACACACUGCGCUUAGAUAAAACCAGGAGGAAUAAAAAUAACUUGCUAUUAUGUGCCGAACAUCAGCGUUUGUUUACACAGAUGUUUAUCAAUGUAAUUUUUUUUUUUUUUUUUUUUUU